This is a messenger RNA of Onychomys torridus (southern grasshopper mouse), 7237 nucleotides long. RefSeq names its product pecanex 2 (gene Pcnx2). Gene Ontology annotation, cellular component: membrane. The coding region runs from base 215 to 6604 and encodes 2129 amino acids. The transcript has 34 exons. The record is from RefSeq and is a predicted model, not a curated record. Lineage: Eukaryota; Metazoa; Chordata; Mammalia; Rodentia; Cricetidae.
AUGAUGGGAAAAUCCUCCUUCCCUUGGACAUGGCGCGUACCUGCCCGGCAACCCCGGCCGGCUGCAGCACCGCGCUGUACCGGUCCGCUCUGUCCAGCGUCUGCCGCGCGUUGGGCGGCGGCGGCGGGGGCGGGGGCUCGACUGGAGCUCACCGGCACACAUCACCUUACUGAGUCCCAGGGUGCUGAGCCCCAGGGCACGCACGAUCCCUGGCAUGGCGUCCCAGGUGUUGCAGCUGCUCAGGCAGGGCGUGUGGGCCGCGCUCACAGGGGGCUGGUACCACGACCCUGAGCAUAGCAAAUUCACCAACAGCUGUCACCUCUACCUGUGGCUGUUUCUGCUGCUGCUGCCACUGGCCCUGCACCUGGCUUUCCCUCCAAAUACCCUCACCGCACUGUUCUACUGCGCCUCUGUGACCAUCUUCUUUGCAAUCAUCAAGCUCAUCAGCUACCGCCUGCACCUCAUGUUCGACAAGGGAGAAGUGAUCCAGCCCCGAUCCCCUCGAAAGAAAAAGAAGCGAAGGCCAGAGGGAGAAGCCAGCAGCCAGCACACAGCCAGCCACAAAAACCCACGCAAUAACAGGCAGAUUCACAGCGCCAAGAAGGAAGAGCCUCGAGGGAGCCUGCCCACACCACCCCUCCGCUGCAGCUCCCGAGGGCAGAGCGCCCACUCCCAGCAUUCCUCGCCACUGGAGUUGCCAGCACAGGAGACAGUAGAAGACCUCAAAGGUGUUGUCCUGUCAGAGGAUCAACCCGAGGCAGUGGUAUCAUCUACCUCACCUGGCAUCAAGUCGGAAAGCCUACCUGCUUCUCAGGGCCGUACACCUGAACCCACUCCCAAACCAGCAGGGCCAAUGAAGCCAGUAACCCCAGAGAUCCUCACUGGAAGAAAAGGGAAAGAGCCAGGGGGCACUGGCCGGCGCCCAGCCCGCCACAGGUCUGAGAGUGGCCUGGUGAACACAAGAGCCUUGAAGAAGUUGCCACACCUGUCGUUGUCCCAGUAUGACUUAUUAGAAACUGAUAUUUCCUUCCAGCCAUGGGGCAGUGAGCACUCAGCUCUGAUUCCACAGUCCACCAAUUGUCCCCAGGGCCCCACCAGGGCACAGUCACAGAGCAGAUCACCUCAGGACAGCCUGAGCAGCAGCUGCUGCCAGUGCAACACAGUCCUGGCCAAACCCACCGAAGAAGAGGAGCUGACCCGAACGUCCGGUCAGGUGGAACUGCCCUUGAACCAGGAAGUGGUUGACUCUGAUGGCGAGGUUGCAGUGACCCUCAUUGAUAACUCUCAGCCUGGGGAACCGCGGAGUCUGCAUGAGCCCAUUAAGAUAGUUAUCACCAUGAGCAGCACCCCAAACUCCAUGAGUGACCUGGAGAGUUCCCUGCACCUGAAGGUAACCAGCUCUGAGAGAACCAGUGUCAGGCCUGAUGCAGAGCCUUCUGGUCCUGCAGACUCUGAGCAGGUCAGAAUUCCUCUGAUCACCCUUGAGUUAACUGAGGAUGGAGGAGGAAGAGGCAUCUCUUGUCCUGAAAGAAAUGGAGGAGAAACGACCCCAGAGAGAGUGGAGCUGACGUCAUCUGACCAUUGUCCUGGCUGUGGAUCUGGGGACGGAGAGUGUAGCACCAAGGGUGGCAGUCCCACCCCAAGGUGUGCCUGGGAACCAGGCCCCACACCGGCACCACUCACACACAGGAGUCAUGAGUCUGAGGGGAGCAGGGAGGGCCAGACUAACCUUGACCCAGCCUCUUGUAAGAGCAGUCAUGAGAAAAGACAUGCCCGUGUGCUCAGUGUGGACAGCGGGACUGAUGUGUUCUUGAGCCGGAGUACCAAGGAGGUGACCAGUGACAGCGAGAAACCCAUCCCAACGUCCAAAUCAGACUUGGAAGCCAAGGAAGGACAGAUUCCAAAUGAGUCCAACUUCCUAGAGUUUGUCUCCCUAUUGGAAUCCAUCAAUACAUCCAAAGUGGUGGCCCCCGACUCAGCAGCAGAGCAGAAAGGAGCAAAUCAGGAUUCUGAAGAUCGUGCCUCCCCAAGGACCAAGGAAGAAGCUGUGGAGUGUGAAAAACCCAGUGGACAUGAUCCAAAGCCAGGAAAACCAGAUUUGCCGAGCCAAGACCAUGCAGUCGCCAGCCCAGUGUCCACAGAGCCUGCCAAGACCACAGCACUUUUCCAGGGCAGUCGGCAAAGACAGAUCAUCUACAGAGUGACUUCCCAACAAGACAGCUCAGUACUACAGGUCAUCAGUGGGCCAGAAACCUCUGUACAGGAGGAAAUUUCCCUGGAUGCCAUGCACGUUUUCAUCGAUGAGCAUGGAGAAAUCAGGUCGUGUUAUUUAAAGUCUGGAAAUCAGAAAGAAGGCUCCUGCCAGCAUCGGUCCUCGAACCCUGACUGUGCCUCACGUGCCAGAGAGGUCCUUCUCAGCUCCUCCAGUCCGACCACUUCAGGAAGUCCAGAUCCAUCCUCAGGGGACCCUGCUGUCAAUGCUCUUCAACAGCAGCUGUUACUCAUGGUGGCUCGAAGGACGCAGUCGGAAACCCCACAGCAUGUGAGCCAGGAUCUGGAAGAUUCAUCACGUUCUUCGGCACAAGGAAAGUUUAACCGAGAGCAGUUUUACAAGUUCAUCAUUUUCCCCGGGAAGUGGAUUAAAGUCUGGUAUGAUCGACUCACCUUGUUGGCACUAUUGGAUCGAACUGAAGAUGUGAAGGAAAAUGUGGUAGUGAUUCUGCUCAGCGUUCUGGUUUCCCUCUUGGGCUUUCUGACACUGAAUCGUGGCUUCUGUAGAGACUUGUGGGUGCUGCUCUUCUGCCUGGUUAUGGCCAGCUGCCAGUACUCCCUGCUCAAGAGCGUCCAGCCUGACCCUGCUUCACCAAUACACGGACACAACCAAAUCAUAGCCUAUAGCAGACCAAUCUAUUUCUGUAUGCUGUGUGGCCUUAUUUUGCUUCUUGAUGCAGGGGCCAAAGCCAGGCACCCUCCCAGCUAUGUUGUAUAUGGCCUGAAGCUCUUCUCACCAGAGACCCUGCAAUCAGUCAGGGACCAUUUAAUAGUGUUUCUGUGCUGCUUCCCUGUGCUCUCCCUCCUCGGGCUCUUCCCACAGAUCAACACCUUCUGCACGUACCUCCUGGAACAAGUCGACAUGCUGCUCUUUGGAGGUUCUGCUGUUUCUGGAAUCACAUCAGCUGUGUACAGUGUGGGCCGGAGUGUCUUGGUAGCAGCCCUGCUCCAUGCCUUCUGCUUCAGUGCCGUGAAGGAACCAUGGAGCACACAGCACAUCCCAGCACUGUUCUCAGCUUUCUGUGGCCUGCUGGUUGCACUGUCUUACCAUCUAAGUCGGCAGAGCAGUGACCCAUCAGUGCUCCUGUCCUUCAUUCAGUGCAGAUUGCUUCCUACAUGCUUGCAUCAGAACCUGGAAGAGUCAGCCACAGACCCUCUCCCUCAGAGUAUGAAGGAUUCGGUGAAGGAUGUCCUGCGAUCAGAUCUUGUCAUCUGCUCGGCAGCAGCUGUCCUCUCCUUUGCAGUCAGUGCCAGCACUGUCUUCCUGUCCUUACGGCCUUUUCUCAGCAUCGUGCUCUUUGCCCUGGCAGGCACGGUGGGGCUCAUCACCCACCAUCUGCUCCCUCAGCUCCGAAAGCACCACCCCUGGAUGUGGGUUUCACACCCUGUGCUCAAGAGCAAGGAGUGCCAGCAACGGGAAGCAAGAGAUGUUGCUCAUUUAAUGUGGUUCGAGAGACUCUAUGUGUGGCUUCAGUGUUUUGAAAAGUAUCUCUUAUACCCGGCUAUCGUCCUGAAUGCUCUCACUCUUGAUGCCUUUUCCAUAAGCAACUACAGGAGACUUGGCACCCACUGGGACAUUUUUCUGAUGAUCACUGCAGGCAUGAAGCUACUGAGGACAUCGUUCUGUAACCCAGUUCACCAGUUUGCUAACUUGGGAUUCACAGUCAUCUUUUUCCACUUUGACUACAAGGACAUUUCUGAGAGUUUCCUUCUGGAUUUCUUCAUGGUGUCCAUUGUGUUCACCAAGCUUGGGGACCUGCUUCACAAACUGCAGUUUGUUCUGGCCUACGUGGCCCCUUGGCAGAUGGCCUGGGGUUCCCCCUUUCACGUGUUUGCCCAGCUCUUCGCCAUCCCUCACUCCGCCAUGCUUUUCUUCCAGACAUUCGCCACCUCGAUCUUCUCUACGCCCCUGAGCCCUUUCCUUGGGAGCGUCAUAUUCAUCACGUCCUAUGUCAGACCAGUGAAGUUCUGGGAGAGAAGCUAUAAUACAAGGCGUGUGGAUAAUUCCAACACAAGAUUGGCUGUGCAAAUGGAAAGGGACCCAGGGAGUGACGACAACAACCUCAACUCCAUCUUCUAUGAGCACCUGACCCGGACCCUGCAGGAGACGCUCUGCGGAGACCUGGUGCUUGGCCGUUGGGGCAACUACAGCACUGGCGACUGCUUCAUUUUGGCUUCAGAUGACCUCAAUGCCUUUGUCCACCUGAUCGAAAUUGGAAACGGUCUUGUGACCUUUCAACUCCGAGGACUAGAGUUCCGAGGAACCUACUGCCAGCAGAGGGAGGUGGAGGCCAUCAUGGAAGGUGAUGAGGAUGACAGAGGCUGCUGCUGCUGCAAACCUGGCCACCUGCCACACCUGCUGUCCUGCAAUGCUGCCUUCCACCUGCGCUGGCUCACCUGGGAGAUCACACGCACACAGUACAUCCUGGAGGGCUAUCGCAUCAUUGACAACAAUGCAGCCACCAUGCUGCAGGUGUUUGACCUCCGCAGAGUGCUUGUCCGCUACUAUGUCAAGAGUAUAAUAUACUACAUGGUUACUUCCCCCAAACUCCUCUCCUGGGUCAAGAACGAACCCCUGCUGAAGUCCCUCCAGCCCUUCGCCAAGUGGCAUCACAUCGAGCGUGACCUUGCAACGUUUAACAUCAACAUCGAUGACGAUUACGUUCCAUGUCUCCAGGGGAUCACACGGGCAAGUUACUGCACCGUGUUCCUGGAAUGGAUUCAGUUCUGCGCAGGGAAGAGACAGGAGCUCUCCAAGACCCUGGAACCUGUGGACAGUGAUGAAGACUCGCCUCUGGUGACACUUUCCUUUGCCCUGUGCAUUCUGGGAAGGCGAGCUCUGGGAACAGCAGCACACAAUAUGGCCAUGAGCCUGGAUUCAUUUCUGUAUGGGCUGCAUGCCCUCUUCAAAGGUGACUUCCGGGUCACAGCUCGAGAUGAGUGGGUAUUUGCCGACAUGGACCUGCUGCACAAAGUUGUUGUUCCAGCCAUCCGGAUGUCCCUGAAACUGCACCAGGACCAGUUCACCUGCCCUGAUGAAUAUGAAGACCCGGCAGUUCUCUAUGAGGCCAUCCAGUCCUUUGAGAAGAAGGUCGUGAUCUGCCACGAGGGAGACCCAGCCUGGAGGAGCGCUGUGCUGUCCAACAAGGAGGAGCUGUUGACUCUGAGGCACGUGGUGGACGAGGGUGCUGAUGAGUACAAGGUCAUCAUGCUCCACAGGGGUUUCCUGAGCUUCAAGGUCAUCAAGGUGAAUAAGGAGUGUGUGCGAGGACUCUGGGCAGGGCAGCAGCAGGAACUCAUCUUCCUGCGCAACCGCAACCCAGAGCGUGGAAGCAUCCAGAACAACAAGCAGGUCCUGCGCAAUCUCAUCAACUCCUCCUGCGACCAGCCACUGGGAUACCCCAUGUAUGUCUCCCCGCUGACCACAUCCUACCUGGGCACCCACAAGCAGCUGCAGAGCGUCUGGGGUGGGCCCGUCACACUGAACCGUAUGAGGACAUGGUUCCAGACCAGGUGGCUAAGGAUGAGGAAGGACUGCAGUGUGGGCCAGAGCACUGGUGGCAACAUCGAAGAUGUAGAUGGCGGAGCCGUACCAUCAGCAGGUGACAGUAAUGCCCCUAAUGGAGAGAGCCGGGACAGCAGCAUGGAACAACCCAGGAAUGGAGGCACCCAGCAAGGGGCCUCGCCCCGCGGAGGGGGUCAUAGGGCAGGCAGAAGGAAAGGCAGAAGCCAGUCCGUCCAGGCACACUCAGCAAUAAGCCAGAGGCCACCUACUCUGAGCUCCUCGGGUCCUAUCCUAGAGAGCCACCAAGCCUUCCUUCAGACAUCCACCUCUGUGCACGAGCUAACCCAGAGACCCUCAGGCAGCCGGCUCUCCUUGCACACCUCGGCUGCAUCCUUGCACUCCCAGCCACCUCCCGUAACCACCACAGGCCACCUGAGUGUCCGAGAGCGGGCCGAGGCACUUAUUCGGUCUAGCCUGGGCUCUUCAACCAGCUCUACUCUCAGCUUCCUCUUUGGCAAAAGGAGCUUCUCCAGUGCACUUGUCAUAUCUGGACUCUCUGCUGCAGAGGGGGGCAACACCAGUGACACCCAGUCAUCCAGCAGCGUCAACAUUGUGAUGGGCCCUUCUGCAAGGGCUGCUGGCCAUGCUACUCGGCACUUCUCUGAGCCAUGUGAACCCACUGAUACCCCAGAGCAAGGGCAGCUUCGAGAUCGGCGACUGGCAGAGGCUGUAGCAGAGAACCUGGGGGUGCUGUGCCGGAGAGCAAGCCAGGAGGACAUGGGCCUGGAUGACACAGCUUCCCAGCAGAGUGCCUCCGAUGAGCAAUAGUGGAACACAUGUCUGUGGACUCUCUCCCUUCCCCCAAAACCUCAUGGUUCUCCCUGGGGGAAAAGGAGAGCUAUUCUAGAAAAAAAUAACUUUAUCUCAGGUUCUUGAUCUCAAUAACUCUCACAUAGUGGGGGUCAGGAGAAGGCACUGCACCUCCUCCCUCAAGCACCUCACAAGAGUUGGACAUGUCUCACAAAAGCCAUGUUAUAUCUUAAAGCAAUUAGAGUGAGUAGAGCCCAUGACUGGCUCCUUCCUGCCCUGGUAACAUUAGAACAGCUGCAUGCUAAAUUAUUGGCAUUUUACACAUUAUUGUCACCAUGAGAGAGCCCUGAGUCACAGCUCCUGAGGCCAUCAGGCCACAGGCAUUCAGGUUAAGUCCAAAUGGAAAGAGCCUCAUUCUUUAUUACCUUUGCGCAGCUGGAAGUGCAAGCCACUAGCAACAGCCUGAUGGUGCAUUGGUCCAGGAUGAGAGUUUAGAGGUGAUAUGCUCCUCCCUCAAGUUCUGGGCCACCCAGGACUCCUGCUUGCUUCCCAGGAAUGCAUGCUCGUCUUCCAAGCUGAGCAAGCAAGCUCUACUGUAUCUGAGCACAUUUGCACACACCUUUGUUGUAGGGAUUAAAAUGUUUACAGUGA